Messenger RNA from Pararge aegeria (speckled wood butterfly), 2042 nucleotides. Its product is annotated as sodium-independent sulfate anion transporter-like. The coding region runs from base 114 to 1928 and encodes 604 amino acids. Gene Ontology annotation, cellular component: membrane. Gene Ontology annotation, molecular function: sulfate transmembrane transporter activity. The transcript is spliced from 14 exons. The record is from RefSeq and is a predicted model, not a curated record. Gene Ontology annotation, biological process: transmembrane transport. Lineage: Eukaryota; Metazoa; Arthropoda; Insecta; Lepidoptera; Nymphalidae.
CGGUGCAAAUACGUAAACAAACAGGACAAAACAGUGCUAAACAAUAAAAAAGUAUGCGAAGAUUAUUUAAUCACGCCAGUAAUAGAAUCUAGUUUAUCACCACUACACAAUGUAUGAUAUUUCCAAGGUUUAAAAUGGACGUCGAUGAUCCGAGACGACCGCUUUUGGGUUGCCCCCCAAAAAGCAAAUGGCGCGUCGUAGGAAGAAAACUUUGCAACCUGGAGUCGUGGAGGAGACGGGUUCCCAUAACCAUCUGGUUGCCGAGCUACAGUGCGGAUUCACUCCUGCGGGACAUUAUAGCAGGUGUGACAGUGGGCCUCACAUCCAUCCCGCAGGGGAUAGCUUAUGCUAUGGUAGCUGGUUUGCCGCCGCAAGUGGGACUGUACUCGAGCAUUUUCCCGGGUGUGGUGUACGCCAUCUUUGGCAGCUGUAAAGACGUCACAGUUGGCCCAACUGCCAUAUUGGCGGCACUGUUGGCCAAAUAUGUCGCCAAGUCUGCGGACUUCGCCUACCUUGCGGCGUUUCUAUCCGGCUGUCUUAUUUUACUACUUGGCGUGUUGCAAUUGGGUUUUCUCUUGGACUUCAUAUCAAAGCCAGUUAUAAGCGGUUUCACGACGGCCGCUGCGUUGCAGAUAUCAGCUUCGCAACUCAAAUCUCUGUUUAGGAUUUCAGGCACCUCCGGAGGCACAUUCAUAGAGGCGCUGUCGAACUUCUUCAGCAACAUAAAGACAGUGCACGCGUGGGACACUGCGCUGGGCGUGGGCACUAUCGUUUCGCUACUUAUCUUGAAACGUUCAGCGCUCAAGACGUCUCCAAUGGACAGCAGAUGUCGAACCAUCUUUGCGGCUGGGUGGUUGUACGUGGUUCGCGCGAGGAACGCCUUGGUGGUUCUCGUGGCGUCCAUUUUGGCAUUCGCCCUGUUCAAGAAGAGCAUCAUACCUUUUGCUCUGACAGGUAAAAUCGAGGGGGGCGUACCUCACUUCGGCCCGCCUCCGUUCACAACAACGGUCAAGAACGAGACGUUAAACUUCGAGCGCAUGCUCCAAGUGUUCGGGCCGGAAGGCUUCGUCAUGCCACUCGUCGCCAUAUUGGAGAGUAUUGCUAUCGCUAAGGCUUUUGCGGGAACUAAAACUGUGGACGUGACCCAAGAGAUGGUUGCAGUGGGAGCUUGCAACAUUCUGUCGUCAUUUGCACAGUGCAUGCCAGUCACUGGCUCCUUCACUAGGACGGCCCUCAACCACGCCAGUGGAGUUGUGACCACCGCUGGCUCGUUAUUUAAAGCCAGUCUGGUGCUGCUGUCGCUGACGCUGCUGACAGAGGCGUUCUACUUCAUCCCGCGCGCGACCCUGGCCGGCAUCAUCAUGGUGGCCAUGAUGUCCAUAGUUGACUUCUCCGUGGUCAGGAAGCUGUGGAUUAGCAGCAAGUCGGAGCUGGCGAUAUGGGUGCUCACCCUGCUAGUGGGAAUUACCGCCGGGCUGGAGUACGGCAUCGCGGCGGGCGCUGUGGCCGACGCCUUGCGGGCCCUGACCGCUGCCGCCAGGCCGGACCUGCAUAAACAGCACUUCAAGAUCGGCAACCAAGAGUGUAUCUCGCUAGCUCUGGUGGGCACGCUGGGCUACGCGAGCGCGGAGCACGUACCCCGCAAGAUCCGUGCGCUCGACCACUGCAGCGCGCAAGUGUUUAUUCUCGACGCCAGGCACUUGAAGAGACUUGACAUUGGAGUUGUCGAAAACAUCAUAUCGGCGAUACUAGACCUGGAGAAGAAUCAGCAUCGCUUCCUGUUGUGGAACUUCGAUGCCAGCCAUCAGAACCUCUUCGAGACCUUACACCCCGGCAUGGCGUCGAGAUUCGUCACUGGCCCUAGCAUCGAUCAGUUUGUAUUAAGUUUAGACGUUGACAGAAGAUUUUCAUCCCUAACGGUGACGUAGCUUCAUUCUAGGCUAAUAUUAUAAUUUUGAAUUGUUACUUAUUACUUAACUACUAUUAUUAAACAACGUGUAAAUGAAAACCGAAAUAAUACUUUACAGGCUUUACAGGUAGAU